Lithohypha guttulata is the source of this 2463-nucleotide messenger RNA. RefSeq lists its product as uncharacterized. The coding region runs from base 1 to 2463 and encodes 820 amino acids. Gene Ontology annotation, biological process: transmembrane transport. Gene Ontology annotation, molecular function: sulfate transmembrane transporter activity. The transcript has a single exon. The record is from RefSeq and is a predicted model, not a curated record. NCBI's taxonomy places the organism in Eukaryota, Fungi, Ascomycota, Eurotiomycetes, Chaetothyriales, Trichomeriaceae. Gene Ontology annotation, cellular component: plasma membrane.
AUGUCAUCGCCUCCGAGAAUUCCAAGUCCGUCGAGGACACCACCACUAUCGCCUCGUGCAAAAUCCCACUCGAAACAGCCGUCGGUUCAAAAUGUGCCAGCGACACCGAGUAGACUCCGCGAGGCAGUGGCCAUGUCGCCAGAAGAUGAUCACAUACCAGCAGAAUCGAAUGGUCAGAGCUCAAGGACCAGCGGUGCUCCUUCCAUACUCGACCCGAGCACGAGCGAUGCCACAACCGCAGAUGCGACCUUCUCAACUCGAAAAGACAGUCGUAAUGCACAAGGCUUCGUACAGGAACCAGCAUCUAUGGAUGAAAACGAGCGUACACGACUGCUGCAGAGUUAUCACGACCCACGUAUAUGUGGCCUCAAGGACUGCAACCAUGGCACAUUCUCUCCACGAGCACCCUCAAUACGCAGCUACACCAAUUCGAGCAUGAACGACUACGGCUUCGGUGGAGCACGCCCGUAUUACCACACAAGAGACACAAGUCGCAGCCUGUUGGGAGGUUCAGUCGUCGAUAGUCUGGCCGGGACUAAGAAUUCGAGCACUACUGCAUGGCUGGCGUCAAAGCAUGGCAUUAAGAGUCAAGGGUGGAUGUAUUUAAGAUACUACUUCCCAUUUCUCAAGUGGAUCACACAAUACAGGAUGUCUUGGCUUCAAGGAGACCUGAUAGCUGCAUUGACCAUGGCCUCGUUCUACAUCCCAAUGUCACUCUCAUACGCAUCCAACCUGGCACAUAUCCCUCCAGUCAAUGGCCUGUAUGCAUUCGUCUUCAAUCCCAUCGUGUAUGCCUUCCUUGGCACUUGUCCGCAGAUGGUGGUUGGACCCGAAGCCGCGGGCUCUCUCCUUGUUGGUCAGGUUGUUCGCUCCUGGAUCGAAUCGGGCAGGUCUGAUGACGACAACAACGUCCUGAAUGCCCAAAUCGCAGGUGUGGUUACCAGUAUAGCAGGAGCUGUCAUUCUGCUCGCAGGUUUGACCAGACUCGGCUUCCUCGACAGUGUGCUUAGUCGACCAUUUUUGCGUGGUUUCGUCAGCGCCAUCGGUUUUGUCAUCCUUAUCGAUCAAGCUCUUCCUGAACUCGGCCUGAGGGCGCACAAGGUCUCACACGCCAGCAGCUGGGAGAAACUCGUAUUCAUCGUCAAAAAGGCUCACAAAGCACAUAAGCUGACAGCUGCCGUGUCAUUCGGAAGCUUCGCUAUUAUCAUGGUCUUCAGGGAGGCCAAGCGAAGAUUACAGCCGAGAUACCCGUCAGUAGCAUACUUUCCAGACCGCUUUCUUGUUGUCGUAGGCUCGGCAAUUCUGGCCUGUCAGUGUGGAUGGGACAAGCAGGGCUUAGAACUACUUGGCGACGUCAAGGCAGGUGGAGGAUCAGGUAUUCCAUUCCACUGGCCAAUCCGCAACUCUCAUGUGAAGCACAUUGAUACUGCACUUGGGACAUCUGUACUGAUCGCGCUUCUCGGCUUCUUCGAGUCUUCAGUAGCUGCCAAGAGUCUGGGCGAGGGCACAUCUGGGCUGAAGGGUAUGACUUUGAGCGCAAAUCGUGAGAUGAUAGCUCUUGGCACAGCAAACGUGCUUGGAGGAUGUUUCAUGGCACUCCCGGCUUUUGGAGGUUAUGGACGCAGCAAGGUCAAUGCGGCUACAGGAGGAACCACUCCCAUGGGCAGCAUUCUGCUGAGCUUGAUUUCGCUGUUCUGCGUCUGUUUUCUCCUACCCUACUUCUACUGGAUUCCGAAGGGUGUUCUGUCAGCCAUGGUUUCGGUCGUUGCGUACUCUUUGAUCGAAGAGGCACCUCACGACAUAAAGUUCUUCUUCAAAAUUCGGGGUUGGGGAGAACUUGCCCUCAUGUCGAUCAUUUUCCUAGCCACCAUUUUUUACUCUUUCUCAGUCGGCAUUGCGCUAGGCAUCUCGCUGUCUUUACUUGCAGUUGUCAAGCACGCAGCGAAACCUCGGAUCCAGAUUUUGGGCAGGAUCGAGGGUCAACCCAAUCGCUUCGAAAACGCAGAACAUUACCCCGAAACCAUUGAACAUGUCGAAGGCUGUCUCAUCGUCAAGAUUCCGGAACCAUUGACGUUUGCCAACACUGGCGACCUACGCACUCGCCUGCGUCGCCUUGAGCACUACGGCACUAACCUCGCUCAUCCUUCCUUACCACAAGUACGACACGAAGACAACAACAAAAACAUUAUAUUCGAUGUUCACGGCGUCACUAGUAUAGACGGGUCAGGUACACAGGUUCUAGCCGAGAUUGUAAAGUCGUACGUCGACAAAGGCACACGUGUAAUCUUCUGUAGGUUGCAAAGAAGGAAAGGUAAAGUUUACCAACGAUUCGAAGACAGCGGAAUAGUGGAGAUGUGUGGUGGGUGGCAGCAUUUCGUGUCGAGUGUAGACGAAGCAUUGAAAAUGGCAGAGGUGGAGGACUUGACGGGAUAUCUUGAGGAAAGAACGAGGCAGCAGAGGUAA